This is a messenger RNA of Gavialis gangeticus (Gharial), 3208 nucleotides long. Its product is annotated as transient receptor potential cation channel subfamily V member 2-like. Gene Ontology annotation, biological process: calcium ion import across plasma membrane. The transcript has 16 exons. Gene Ontology annotation, molecular function: calcium channel activity; protein binding. Gene Ontology annotation, cellular component: membrane. NCBI's taxonomy places the organism in Eukaryota, Metazoa, Chordata, Crocodylia, Gavialidae. The record is from RefSeq and is a predicted model, not a curated record. Bases 186 to 2507 code for a protein of 773 amino acids.
UUUUUGAAACCCUCAUCCAACGAUUGCACACUUGGCUCACUUGGCACAGAGAAAUUAGCCGAAUUCUGCAACCUCAGUUGCAACCCCUCCUCAGAGCAGCAGCAGUUCUUGGGUGGAGCUGCAGCCUGCGCUUGUUCUCUGACAGACAGCAGCAUCCAUGAUCUAAAAGACCCUCCCUGCCAAACAUGAAUAACUCUACGCUUGGGCAGCCAGGCCCAUCGCAGGAGGACAGGCUGAUUUGUUUGUUAGAAACAGAUGACAGUGUCCAGGAGGACAAACCUGCAGUGGAUAAGCAGAGAGAAAGAAGAGAGGCAGGUGGAAAGAAAGAAGAACUACCACCACUGGAGACUCCCUUUGAGAAGGAAAGCAAGGAUUUUGCUCCUCAAAUCAAGUUAAAUUUGAAUUAUCGAGGACAACUAGCCAGCAAUAGCCAAAAGGACACAAACCGCUUUGACAGGGACCGGCUUUUCGAUGCAGUCUCAAAGGGCAACCCAGAGGAGCUGGAUGGCUUGUUCAGUUACUUGAAGUCAACCUCCAAAUUCCUAACUAAUUCAGAAUAUACAGAUGCAAAGACAGGGAAGACCUGCUUGAUGAAAGCCCUGCUGAAUUUAAAACAUGGGAAGAAUGACACUAUCCCAGUUUUACUGAAAAUAGAUGAGGACAGAGGAUGCAGACCGCCUCAAAAGAUGCUCAUCAAUGCUGCAUGUACGGAUAAUUAUUAUAAAGGGCAGACAGCACUCCACAUUGCCAUAGAGAAGAGGCAACUGGAACUAGUGAAGCUCCUGGUAGAGAAGGGAGCUGAUGUCCAUGCCAGGGCCCAUGGCACGUUCUUCCAGAAGAAAAAGGGAAUUUGCUUUUAUUUCGGUGAACUUCCCCUCUCCUUGGCUGCUUGCACCAACCAGCUCAACGUAGUCCAGUAUCUCCUGGAGAACCCCCACAACAGAGCCAGUCUCCAGGAAAAGGAUUCUCUGGGCAACACAGUUCUCCAUGCCUUGGUGAUGAUAGCAGAUGACACCCAGGAGAACACAGAGUUUGUGAGCAAGAUGUAUGAUGAGAUCUUAAGGGCAGGUGUGAAGAUUGUCCCAACACAGAAGCUGGAAGAGGCAGUGAAUUGUGAUGGGUUAACACCACUGCAGCUGGCUGCCAAGGGUGGCAAAGUAGAGAUCUUCAAACACAUUCUUCAAAGAGAAAUUAAGGAGCCGGAGUACCAGCACCUGUCACGCAAGUUCACUGAAUGGACCUACGGCCCCAUCCAGGUGUCUCUUUAUGACCUGUCCUCAAUUGAUAACUGUAAGAAUUCGGUGCUGGAGAUCCUGGCCUACAGCAGCGACACACCGAAUCGAUACAAAAUGGUGGUUUUGGAACCACUGAACAGACUGAUUCAGCACAAAUGGGACACUUUUGCUGCCAGGAGAUUUUACUUGAGUUUUUUUUCUUAUUUGACGUUCAUGGUCAUCUUCUCAGUCUUUGCCUACCAUUGUCCCCUGCAGGCGCAGCCUCUGUUCCCAAAGGAGUUCAAUGCUGAAGGCUUCCUGUGGCUCACUGGACUGAUCAUUAUGUUUCUGGGAGGCAUUUACUUCUCAAUUGCUCAGAGUCGGUACUUGUGGAGGAGGCAAUUCUCUCUGAGGACCAUCUUCUCUGAUGAUUGCAUUGAGAUCUUGCUCUUGCUUCAAGGACUCUUGCUGCUGCUUUCAUUAGUUCUAUACUUGAUGAGUUUGGAGUACUACACCCCAUUGAUGGUUUCCUCUUUGCUGCUGGGAUGGGUGAACAUGCUGUACUACACUCGGGGCUUCCAGUGCACUGGGAUGUACAGUGUCAUGAUACAGAAGACCAUCCUGAGGGAUCUGCUGCGCUUCCUCCUGGUGUACGGGCUCUUCCUCUUUGGCUUUGUGGCAGCUCUAGUCACUCUCACGGGGGAGCCCCCGCCAACUGCCCAGAACAAAUCUGUUACCCAGGCGGAGGAGGACAGAGGCCGCUUUGUGUACGGCAGGCUGUUUACCACCUCCCUGGAGCUCUUCAAGUUCACCAUUGGCAUGGGGGACCUGGAGUUCCAGGAGCAAGUGAAAUUCAAAUACUUUGUCAUGCUGCUGCUGCUGUUGUAUAUAAUCCUGACCUACAUCCUCUUGCUCAACAUGUUGAUUGCGCUCAUGAAUGAGACUGUCACCAAUGUCUCUGGUUAUAGCAGAAGCAUCUGGAAGCUGCAGAGAACUACUGCCAUUCUGGAAGUAGAAAAGCACUUUUUGUGGUCCUGGGGAAGGAAGGCGAGAUCUGGCUGCUUUGUGUCUGUGGGCCUUAAUAAGGAAGAUGAGCGAUGGUGUUUCAGAGUGGAGGAGCUUAAAUGGACUAAUUGGAACAAGGAGCUGGGAGUCCUCAAGGAAGAUCCUGAGAACUCCAGGAGCUUGGAAAGAAGCCCUGUGGAAGAGAGACUGUGGAGCUGGAUGCUACGGGCAAGAUCCAGAUCAUCUGCUCGGGAGAACCAGUUUCUAUUACAACCUAUCGAUCCAUGACUGAGAUGAUGCCCCUGGAAGGACCAGUCAGGAGGCUGUAACCGGGUUUGGGGUUACAACGUGCCCCAUAUCUACAACAGAAUUAUUUCUUGCUAUAGGGCCGCUAAUAGCCAGAUGGAGGAACCUGAAGAACGAUCAGUAUUAAUAUGCAUCUCAAAAACUGUGGUGCAGCUUGUGGCUUUGAAAUAUUUUGAUGCAAAUGAAGUAUUUCCUCUGAAAAAGACAUUUCUGCCUAGAAUUUUCGUGGCACAGUGCUUUAAAAAGUCACGUGCGUGCGUGCGUGCGUGUGUGUGUGGGUGUGGGACAGUGAGAUUUGGGCUGUGCAUCUUAGAGCCCAGGCGGCUUUGUGAUUUGAAAUGUCUGCUGAGAGGUACAGAUUAAAAUAUCAGUUGGGCCAAAUCAUCCCAUGAUGCUUUUGAGGCAGAUGAUUCUGUCUGUGUGCUGUUUGCCGUCUGUAGAUCUUACAGACGAGACCUUUCUAACCACAGGCUGGCUUUUGAUGCCACAGGACCUUUCGUGAGAGGAGGUGUUUGCCCAUGGUUUGUGGCCAAAAAUGAUUUUCCUCUCAGUGUUACCCAGCGUGCAGCACGUACUUGGUUUCCACCCUUCCGCCCCAGGGGUGGUUGCAUUGCAGCUGGUCUAUGCCUGAACUGCUUUGGGAUGAAAGGUGUGAUGGAGGAAUAAAAUAUGGUUUGAGUUUC